Molecule: messenger RNA, 1015 nt
Organism: Anthonomus grandis grandis
Lineage: Eukaryota; Metazoa; Arthropoda; Insecta; Coleoptera; Curculionidae
Product: probable tRNA(His) guanylyltransferase
Exons: 1
Coding region: 39-998 (319 amino acids)
Biological process (GO): tRNA modification
Molecular function (GO): magnesium ion binding; tRNA guanylyltransferase activity
Source: RefSeq, a predicted model, not a curated record
UGACAAACCCACAGUGAGCCAAAAAACAACACAAAAUUAUGUUAAAAACACUUUUUCAACAUUCAAGAUUAUUUAAACGAAUUACUCCGUUUACCACUUCCGCGAUGGCAAAAAGUAAAUUCGAAUACGUGAGAAACUUUGAAACCGAAGACAGUUUAUUGCCAAACUGUUGGAUAGUGGUGAGAAUAGACGGGAAGGCCUUCCAUAAGUUUUCCAAAAAGCACAAUUUUGAAAAACCUAAUGAUCCCAGGGCGUUAAAUUUGAUGAAUAAAGCCGCCUCGGUGGUGCUGGAGGACUAUAAAGACGUUUUAAUCGCUUAUGGACAAAGCGACGAGUACUCUUUUGUGCUUCGGAAAGACACAACUUUAUACAACAGACGAGGCACCAAAAUGAUGUCUUACAUCAAUAGUUUGUUCAGUUCCGCUUAUGUUUAUUAUUGGAAAGACUACUUUAAAGAGCAAAAACUUAAAUAUCCUCCCUCAUUUGACUCUAGAGUGGUUUUGUAUCCGUCUGACCAAAAUUUGAGAGACUAUUUAAGUUGGAGGCAAGCAGACUGCCAUAUUAAUAACUUGUAUAAUACCACUUUUUGGAAUUUAGUACUUAGGGGCGGCUUGAGUAAUAGUGAAGCCGAACAGAGACUUUGCGGCACACUUUCCGGUGAUAAAAAUGAAAUUUUGUUUAGUGAGUUUGGGAUUAACUAUAAUAAUGAACCUUUGAUGUAUAAAAAGGGGACAAUUUUGCUUAGGAAGAAAAUUAGACAUCCAAAAACUGGUAAAAAUAGACUUGUGGUGAUCCCUUUGCAUGAAGAUUUAAUUCAAGACGAUUUUUGGACUAGAAAUAAUGAAAUUUUAGAUAUAAAGUCUUGUGGCUUACAUGAGUUUGGUAACUGUGACAUUCCCCUUUUAGUGUUAAGCCAGUUUCAUAACUUAAGUUUAAACGAAAGACGUGAUAAUCUGGAGAAUGUAACUGAUGAUAAAAAAUGUGAAAUAGGAAAUUGAAUAAAUUUUUUUUUACA